Messenger RNA from Cyprinodon variegatus (sheepshead minnow), 2879 nucleotides. RefSeq names its product zinc finger protein 37 homolog. NCBI's taxonomy places the organism in Eukaryota, Metazoa, Chordata, Actinopteri, Cyprinodontiformes, Cyprinodontidae. The coding region runs from base 79 to 2730 and encodes 883 amino acids. Gene Ontology annotation, biological process: negative regulation of transcription by RNA polymerase II; regulation of immune system process; regulation of cytokine production. The record is from RefSeq and is a predicted model, not a curated record. The transcript is spliced from 7 exons.
UUUAAACGUCGGACAAAGCUGCAUUCUAAAAAUAACCGAGGGAUUUUGUUCAGUAUAUAUGUCUAUUUUUUUUAUUAAAUGAAGUAUAAUUCCAAAAGCAGCAUGGAAGAUAAUACUUCUAAGGAAAGUUUGUGCCACUCUUCGGGUAAACAGAUGCUACUUCCCCUCUCCGCUCUUCGUCUCCUGAUCCCACCGCUAAGGCUGGCCUCCGCUGCAGUCUGGCAAACCGUCCAGCAGAAGGUUGUUUCUGACUACGGCAUCCUGGAGGAAUUUGUGUCGAUGGUUACAGAGAUCCUUCCUGAGCUACUUACCAGACGGCAGAGAGCCCAGCUCACACUGGGCCUUAGAGCACGGCUGAUCCUAGACUUAUGCCAGAGGGAAACUACUCCUGAUGCUAAGCUUGUUGAGCCACAGUUGGACAGGAUGGAAACGCUCAUCAGGUCAUGGCUCGAGGAGACUGCUGGUUCAACUCUAGAAGUGUCUCAUCUAGACUUUGUUAAUCUAGUUAAGAAGUUGCUGGAAAGCCCUGAUGAGAGGGAACACUUCUUUCAGAGGGUUUUCCAUGAAGAUUUUGGUGCAACAUAUGAUGAAGCCAUUCAUGCACUGAUGUGGCUGUUUUUGUCAAGACUUGAAAAUGUCCUUCCUGUUCAUACCUUCCAUCAGGUUUCAUCCAUGUUCGGGGAGGUUUCCUCUGUGUUAGCCGAAUGUGUGCAGUCUGUGUCUCAGUGCAACGAGCUUAAACUCCUUCUGGAAUAUCAUGAGGACCUUAGCCAGCUGGAUAACAAUGAUAUUUCUCUUGAUGGUACCUGCAUCAUCUCUGCCCUCAAACUUCCUCAUCCAGAAACAGGCAAGCCUUUAGAAAGACAAGACAAAAUCAGUAUUUCUGAAGAUUUUUCAUCCUGUCCAUCACCUGUGGGAGUAGACUCUGUAGUUGAUGGAUCACAGAUAAAUCCUGCUGCAGCUUCAGGUCCAUUAAUAGAAUUAACUGAUUUAACCCUUAAGGAAAGUACAACACAAAUUACAAAGAAUGUGGAUGACAUCCUAGGUCAAGGGAAGGCUUUGUCUCGUGUUCUAAAGAAGCGUAAAGUUGCGAUAAAAGAAGUUGAGAAACCUGCCUCCACAAAUUCUCGACCUGUGAGGGCCAACAGGGGUCUGUUAAUGAAGAAGAUUCUUGAGGAGGAGAAAAAGGAGCUACAGGAUGAGACCCAGCCGGCUAAAACCCCUCCUUCCAGGAAAAUGGUGCAGUUGAGCAAAACUACCACUACAGUGUCUGAUAGGAAAGAUUCUAAAAGCACCAACAAAUUGUCUUUACAAAAGCCUCCUGCAGCCACAUGCAGUGAGGAUGAUUCCUGGUCUUACUACUCAGAGGACUCUCGGCAAGACGAUCCCAGUUUCAGUGAGGCAGAUUCCUGGUCUUACUACUCAGACGAUCGUUCUUCGUUUGCAGAGCAUAUCAGCAGUGCCGAUGAAAGCGAUUCAGUUUCUAGCUGCUCUAAUAAUGACGCCUCUAAAAAUACAUUAGCUCCACCCCAAAAGCCCAAAUGCUCCAAUACGAAAGCCAACACUCCGAAGAAGACUCGUAAUUUCCUGUGUUUUAUCUGCAAACAGCAGGUAAACAAAAAGCUAAAUGCUCACAUAAAAAGCCACUUUCCCAACAAUGACUACGCUUGCCCUCAGUGCAACACCAAGUUUCAACUCCUCUCCUCGCUGGAGAGGCACUUGAAAAAGACCUGCUUCGAGUACAACCUAAAGAACGUAGAUCCCGACAAGCCGGAGGAAACUCAGGACCUUUUCAGCUGCGACAAAUGCAGAGAUACAUUUCAGUACAAGGUGUCCUUGCAGAAGCACAUGCUGACCCACCAUGAGCUGUACUGCACUGUGUGCCGGACGGUCCUGCGAGACGCUGCGACUUUAGCCCGCCACAAAACCGCCCACACGCCGUUUCAGUGCACUCGCUGUGACCAGACCUUCACAAUUUUCAAGCGCUUGGUUGGGCAUUAUGAAAACGGCCACCAAAUCGGCAGGCCCUUUAAAUGCAAUCACUGUCCAAAGAUUUCACCUAAGCUCAACGCUUUAAUCCGCCACGAAUGGCAGCACACGGGUCGUCUGCCCUUUCAGUGUGCGCAGUGCAGCUUGAAGUUCAAAUCCUUCUCAUACCUGGUGUCCCAUGAGAAGGUCCACAAGCAGGAGAAACCGUGCUUGUGCUCCGACUGUGGCAGGACUUUCAACCACAGAUCCAACCUGUACCGACACCAAAGACUCAUCCACAGUGCUUCUAGAAAUGAGAAGCGAUAUACCUGUUCCCAGUGCGACAAGAGCUUCAAAGAAAAGUCGUCCCUGAAAGUUCAUCAGAAGACCAAACACUUACAUCAGCUGUUCCGCAAACAGUGCCCCUUCUGUGGGAAGAUGGUGGCUCCGUCAACUUUGGCAAGGCACAAAGUGAUGCAUACGGGGCAGAGUCCCUUUAAAUGCAUCGCCCCUGAAUGCGGCCGCAGCUUCCGAACGGCUUCUGAGCUGAAAAGGCACGUCCUUCUACACCACACCGAUGAGCGUCCUUACAGAUGUGAUGUCUGUGGAAAGGGGUUUGUACGACUCUGCGAUCUCAACGCACACGCAAAAAUCCACUCCAAAGAGAGGCCAUUUGUUUGCCACAUCUGUGGGAAGGCUUUCCUCAAGUCUUUUAGCAUGCUGAGACAUAAAAGGCUUCUUCACCCAUCUGUGGCAGAUUAGUGACAUUGAAGAAACCCUCAGUGGAUUGGAGACAUUUGUGUAUUCAACCACAGGAAUAGACUGGAAGGACCUUAAAAAUUAAAAUUCUAAAUUUUUUUUCUUCUCCUUUUUAUAUCAGUAGAAAACUUGUAAAACUAAUAAAGCAACGA